Molecule: messenger RNA, 1464 nt
Organism: Hirsutella rhossiliensis
Lineage: Eukaryota; Fungi; Ascomycota; Sordariomycetes; Hypocreales; Ophiocordycipitaceae
Product: grap2 and cyclin-D-interacting domain-containing protein
Exons: 2
Coding region: 1-1464 (487 amino acids)
Biological process (GO): regulation of cell cycle
Cellular component (GO): nucleus
Source: RefSeq, a predicted model, not a curated record
AUGUCGUUCGGGGGCUUCCGUCAGCCAAAACGAGCACGCCAGGCGCAAGACAGCCUGGGCGUUGGCAACGCCUGCCAAUGCGCCGCCAGCCUCGCAGCAACAGGCGACGACGCGCUAUCCUCGUACGAAGCCGGGCUGGACCGCGCCACCGACGCCAUCCAGGAGGCGCUGGGGCUCGGCCACGGCGCCGAGGAGCCGGGAGCCUCGCGGUUGCGGCGCAUCUGCUCCUGCACGCCGGUCCUCCUCGAUUGCAGCGGCUGCUGCCUUUCCAACACCACCCUUUCCAAAACUGCUGUCGCUCAAGGCCAAGAAGAGUUGGAACCCAUGGCUCCUCUGGCACCACCCGACGCCCUCAAGAGCCUCGACUCUCUCAUCCACACAGCCUCUGCGCUGCUACUCCAACUCCAAGCCGCCCUCGUCGACGUCCAGAAAGAUGCCUCCAAGCCCCUACCGUCCGACGCGCCAGCGAAUCCCCCCGCCCCCCUCGACGCCCUCGCCCUCGCCCACGAUUCCGCGUCCCUGAUCCGCGCCCACAGCACCAAGCUCUCCCUGCUCAUCAUCAACGAACCCUUUACUCCCAGCGCCAUUUCCUCCGUCGUCCGCGACCUGCAUUCCGGUCCCGUGCCCGCAAUCACUUCGGCCGUUCAGGCGUGCAAUCCCGGACUGUAUAGCGCCACCGUGCGGCGGGAGCUGGCCCUGCAGUGUCGGCGCGUUCUCGCCGAGCUUCACGCGCUCUUGCAAAGGAUUCCUAAGGACGGCAAGGCAUUGGUCGCCAACACGGCCUCGGGCAAGGUCUCGGGCAAGGAGGGCAGCAUCCAGGUCACGGCGAUUCUCUGGUCGGCCUGCGACGACGUCAUCAAGUUGACGAAAAUGGGCGCCGGCGGCCUCUUUGCCGACAAGACGCGCCAGUGGGGCGAUAUGCUCAAGGAUAUCUUGGAGGAGCUCAAGGAAUGGGGCGAGGAAGAGCCCGAUGACGUCGGCGAAGACGACGACGACGUGGAUGACCUAGCAGACCAGCUGGGAGAGGCCCAAAUCUCUGCCCAGGACAUAAUCGAUGGCCUGAUGAACUCGCAUCACUCCAUCCCGCGAGACGAUCCCCAUGGCAUCCGUCCUCGCCUGGAAUCCACCCUCAAGCGCCUCCGCCUCGUCACCCUCCUUUACGGCGCCGCCCGCGUCCGCCGUUUCAGCAAGCUCCCCUCCCCGCCAUCCACCACGGCUCAGUCCAGCGUGCCGUCCCGGCUCGACCAGCUGGCACGGGUCCUCGAGAAGCUCCCGGAACGGUUCGAGGACCUGGCCGGUGCCUUUUACGAGCUGCAGCCCGCCGACAUUGACACGGCCAUGGACCAGUGCUUUCGCGAUGCGCUCGCCGCGAGCGAGCUGUUGGCCAGCGACUGGGAUGGCGCGGAUGAUGCAUUCACGCAGUGGAUCCAAAGGUUCCAGACGGAAAUCAAGUCAGAUAGGUGA